Molecule: messenger RNA, 2433 nt
Organism: Penicillium atrosanguineum
Lineage: Eukaryota; Fungi; Ascomycota; Eurotiomycetes; Eurotiales; Aspergillaceae
Exons: 2
Coding region: 1-2433 (810 amino acids)
Biological process (GO): arabinan catabolic process; xylan catabolic process
Cellular component (GO): plant-type cell wall
Molecular function (GO): alpha-L-arabinofuranosidase activity; xylan 1,4-beta-xylosidase activity
Source: RefSeq, a predicted model, not a curated record
AUGCCCGACUUUAGCGCCGCGAGCAAGACCAAUGACAGCAGCUGCAACUCGCAAUGUUCGACUGAAACAUCCAUUUCAUGCGGAGGGAACUAUGUGAUGUCUUUGUAUCAAAUCUUAGAUCCACGAGUGAACGCAACGAACACCGGCUUCGUGCCAGCCUGCCAAACGCAACCCCUCUGCAGUCACCAAGUCUGUGAUACUUCAUGGAGCAUUGCUGAGCGAGUGAGCUCACUCGUUAAUUCCCUGACAGUGGAAGAAAAGAUUCUUAAUGUUGUCGAUGCUUCAGCCGGAUCUGAACGCCUUGGGUUGCCAUCCUACGAAUGGUGGAAUGAAGCAACCCAUGGUGUUGGCUCGGCACCAGGUGUUCAAUUCACCUCAAAGCCAGCCGGUUUCAGUUAUGCCACCAGCUUCCCUUCACCAAUACUCACAGCGGCCUCCUUUGACGACGCUCUAAUCCGUGCAAUAGCUAAUGUAAUUGGCAAGGAAGGACGAGCAUUUGCCAACAACGGGUUUUCUGGAUUCGAUUUCUGGGCUCCAAAUAUCAAUGGUUUCAGAGAUCCUCGAUGGGGAAGAGGGCAAGAGACGCCUGGUGAGGAUAUAUUUGUUGUGCAGAGUUAUAUCCGCAAUUUCGUUCCGGGACUUCAGGGUGACGACCCUGAGGACAAGCAAGUUAUUGCAACAUGCAAGCACUUCGCGGUCUACGACCUGGAGACGGGCAGAUACGGGAAUAACUAUGACCCUACCCAGCAGGACCUGGCUGAAUACUUCCUGGCUCCAUUUAAGACCUGCGUACGCGACACGGGUGUAGGAAGCAUCAUGUGUUCAUACAACGCAGUUUCCGGUAUCCCAGCUUGUGCGAACGAAUACCUUCUUGAAGAGGUGCUGAGAAAGCACUGGAAUUUCACUGCAGAUUAUAACUACGUUGUGUCUGACUGCGGAGCGGUCACAGACAUCUGGCAAUACCACAACUUCACUGACACCGAAGAAGGUGCAGCCUCCGUUGCUCUGAACGCCGGAGUUGAUUUGGAAUGUGGUUCUUCGUACCUGAAGCUCAACGAAUCUCUUGCAGCAAAACAGAUAUCGGUGCAAGCCUUAGACCAGGCACUGACAAGGCUAUAUUCGGCGUUGUUUACGGUCGGCUUCUUCGAUGGCGGAAAGUACAGUGAUCUCGAUUUCUCCGACGUUUCUACCCCUGCCGCACAAGCUCUCGCGUAUGAGGCUGCAGUCGAAGGCAUGACGCUUCUCAAAAAUGACAAACUUCUUCCCCUGGGUCCUGCGCAUAAAUUCAAAACCGUUGCCGUGGUUGGCCCGUUUGCAAAUGCCACGACUCAGAUGCAAGGUGACUACUCAGGUAUUCCGCCAUUCUUAGUGAGCCCAUUGGAAGCAUUCGAGGGCUACCAUGGCUGGAAAGUGAAUUAUGCCUUGGGUACAGCAAUCCAUGAUCAGAACACUACUGGAUUCGACCUGGCCCUUGCGGCCGCAGAGAAGUCUGAUUUGAUAAUCUACCUCGGUGGCAUUGACAAUUCCAUAGAGGCCGAAACGCUUGACCGAACUUCGCUCACUUGGCCACAAAACCAACUCGAUCUUAUCACAAAUCUAUCGAAGCUUUCUAUUCCUAUGACCGUUGUCCAAUUUGGUGGUGGCCAACUUGAUGACAGCGCCCUCUUGCAGAAUGAAGGAAUUCAAGCUCUAGUUUGGGCCGGGUAUCCUAGUCAAAGUGGCGGCCCUGCCCUGCUUGAUGUCCUUCUUGGCAGAAGAUCGCUGGCUGGCAGACUACCGGUCACACAAUAUCCAGCCAGCUAUGCCGAUGAAGUAAGCAUUUUCGACAUCAACCUUCGCCCUGAUUUGAAUGGUUCAUAUCCUGGGCGAACGUAUAAAUGGUACACUGGAAACCCUGUGGUCCCAUUCGGCUACGGGCUUCACUACACGGAGUUCGAAUUUGAGUGGGAGGAAGCUUUGGAAUGUGAGUAUAACAUUCAGCAGCUUAUUGCCUCCUACCAAACAGAUAUUAGUGGCACCAUUAACGACAACACACCCUUUGCCACUGUCAAAGCGCGGGUAAAAAAUGUUGGCCAUGAAGCUUCCGAUUACGUUAGCUUGUUAUUCCUUUCGAGCGACGAUGCAGGCCCGAUUCCGCGACCAAAUAAAUCCCUGGUGUCUUACUUGCGCCUCCACAAUAUUAAAAGCGGAAGCGAAGAAGUAUCAGACUUGCCACUUACUCUCGGCUCAUUGGCCAGGGCCGAUGAGAAUGGAAGUCUCGUUAUUUUCCCAGGGCAUUACAAGAUUGCAUUGGACAUAUUCGAAAGCUUGACUUUCGAAUUUUCGCUGCAAGGGUAUCCAGCGGUAAUCGAUACACUUCCCGUGCCUGAUGCACAGUAUAACUUUACUGUACCAGUCCAUAUUGAGCCAGCGUCCACCGAAGCACAUUCAUGA